CAAAGCCCUUCAAACAUCCCAAAACUCUGAUCUACGCUUUUAUAUCAGAUCCCAAUGGCAUUGUUCGAUAAUCCACUGGCUUUAAUAGCUUUGGUGGUCCUUGUUCUCGCCAUCAUAGCAAUAGGCUUGAUUUUCAUUGUUCAGAAGAAAGCAAAUAACAAUACAUACUUAAUUCUUGGAGCAACAGAUGCCGGAAAGACUGCUCUAUUUACUAGACUUCGAUAUAACAAGAAGUCGCCAACCAUCACGUCUAUGAAGGAAAACGAAGCCACUAUCCAACUUGUAGAUGAUAGCGGAGCUGCAAUCACCAAACAACCAAUUCAACUCGUUGAUGUCCCCGGGCAUGAGCGCUUGCGUUUCCGAUACGCAGACUUUAUGCCCAUCGCCCGUGGUGUUAUCUUUGUUGUCGACAGCACAACUGUUGGACGAUCCGCUCGUACCACUGCCGAAUACUUGUACGAUGUCUUGGCCAACCAACACACUACCAAGUCUCGAAUCCCAAUAAUAAUCGCUUGUAACAAGACUGAUUUAUUUACCGCUUUGCCUACUAGCAAAAUUCAGACUUUGUUGGAGGCAGAAAUUAACCGACUGAGAGCAACUAGAAGUGCCGCUGUUGAGCAGCAAGAGUCAUCCGGAGACGCUAUAGCUGACUAUUUGGGGUAUGAGGGUCAAGACUUCAAGUUUGAACAUUUGGAAAACGAUGUCACCUUGAUCGGAUGCUCUGUUGAAAAUGGAGAUCUCAACAGCAUAACUGAGUGGAUUGCAGAUUUGUCGUAAGGCAAGAUGCCUUACGUAGAUUAUCCAAAAUUUUAUGAUUGUAAAUUACUUGUAGACGUAUCGUAUCAUCACACUGUGAUAUAUCGCCAUAGUCUAGAGACAAAA
Umbelopsis ramanniana AG is the source of this 882-nucleotide messenger RNA. RefSeq lists its product as uncharacterized. NCBI's taxonomy places the organism in Eukaryota, Fungi, Mucoromycota, Umbelopsidomycetes, Umbelopsidales, Umbelopsidaceae. The transcript has 6 exons. Gene Ontology annotation, cellular component: Golgi apparatus. The record is from RefSeq and is a predicted model, not a curated record. Gene Ontology annotation, molecular function: GTP binding. Gene Ontology annotation, biological process: protein localization to organelle; intracellular protein transport; Golgi to plasma membrane protein transport. Bases 55 to 777 code for a protein of 240 amino acids.